Messenger RNA from Nannochloropsis gaditana CCMP526, 2357 nucleotides. RefSeq lists its product as uncharacterized. Gene Ontology annotation, cellular component: membrane. The coding region runs from base 25 to 1947 and encodes 640 amino acids. The transcript is spliced from 4 exons. Gene Ontology annotation, biological process: transmembrane transport. The record is from RefSeq and is a predicted model, not a curated record. Gene Ontology annotation, molecular function: transmembrane transporter activity.
AGUCGUGCGACACCAGCCGCGCUCAUGGCAUCUAAUGACAGAAAGGAUGAGUGGCAAAAUGCACCUAAUGCGCCGUCGCUUUACCCUCAAGUCCCUCCUCAGGGUUUCUACGCCCCCCCGCAAAAUAAUGAACAAGGUGGCCAGUACAAUGGCGUGCCACCUAUGUAUCAACCCGCGGUCGCACAGCCAAUGAUGGUUCAAGGUCAACCCGUAUACGUGCAGCAGCCGGCGUCGGGAAACUAUUACACACCACAACAAGUACAGGUCGUCCAACCGCACUCUCAGUUUCAGAACCCACAGCAGUACCCCAGUAAGACCGGCGCCGUGGAAAUGCAGCAGUACCGACCGGAGCCGCAGUAUCAACAGCCGGAAAAACCUCUUCCAAUGACACAGCCCGGAAAGCCGGGGGCGGGCGAGACGGGGGGCGACACGGCGUCCGGUGCUGCGAGUGGGGGGGGAGACAGAGACGCGGCCAAAUGCCAGGACGCAUGGGCGGCAGUCCUCUUCCUCGCCCACUUGGGCUUCAUCGCUUACCUGGCUUUUGCACGUGGACUGAAGGCGUUGAGGGACCAAGACCUGACGACAGACACCCCCACGACCGAAGACCCCACGGGCGAGCACUAUCGCAUCGCAGAGAGCGGCCUCACCUCCGUGUACAUUGGUUUAGCCGUCGUCUUGGGGGCGGCCGCCGCCUGGUCGGCACUCUGGACGGGCAUCUUACUCCGGAACGCGGCUCACAUCAUCACGGCCGCGUUGAUUGGGAGCAUUAUCAGUUCGGGCGUGGGCGUCAUUCUGGCCCUCGUGUACGGGAACUUCGUGAUGGCCAUUAUGGCGGGGCUCAUGGGCGCGAUCCAAGUCAUGUGGUAUUACUGCGUGAGGGACCGAAUUCCCUUCGCCUCCAUGAAUCUGAAGUGCUCCGCGACCGCCACCCUUCAAUACCCUUCCAUCCUCUUCCUGGCGGCUGUGAUGACGGUCGUCCAGAUGGGGUGGGCACUCCUAUGGCAGUUGGCCGCGUACGGCGUCGCCGUCACCAAGGGGGCCGAGAUCGUUGUCAUCGAAGGGACGAGCUUUCUGCUUUCUCAGUGCACGGACACUGCCGGCGCCUGUGCCUGCUCCCGGGAGACGGCAGAGGGUGUGGUGGCCCUCUCCGAGGCCGGCGUCUGCAAGGACUUGAGCGAAUUUUCCGCGAACGUGUCGCCGCUUAUCAUGUUCCUCCUUUUCAUCUCCUUGUUUUGGGGCAGCUUGGUAGUAAAGAACGUCCUGUUCUGCUCGGCGGCGGGCAUGGUGGCCGACUGGUGGUACAGCGGACAGAACAAGGGUGUCGUCUCCAAGUCCUUCUUCCGGGCCUCUAGCACCUCCUUCGGCUCCAUCUGUUUCGGUUCCCUGAUCCUUGCCGUGCUGCGGGCCUUGCGGCAGAUGCUGCACGCUGGCCGGAGACAGGGGCAACGGGAGAACGCCUUGACCUGCGUGGUGAACUGUCUGAUGGCCAUCAUCGAACGCCUGAUGCAGAUAUUCAACCGGUACGCCAUGGUCUACUGUGCCACCUACGGAACAGGCUUCCGGGAGUCCGGGACCAAGACCUUCGAGCUCUUCAAACGCGCGGGUCUGACGGCGAUCAUCAACGACGAUCUUGCCGAAACUGCCCUCAAUCUGGUCGCCCUGAUUAUUGCCUUGCUCACGGCCGUGGUCGGCUUUGUGUACGGAACCAUGUUUGGGUUGGGGGGAAAUUGGCCAGUCAUCUUAGCGGUGGUGGGUUUUUUCGCGGGAUUCUUUGUCAGUUUGAUCGUCAUGAGUGUCCUGGACGCGGGCGUGGCCACUGUCUUUGUGGUCUUUGCGGAAGACCCUCAGGCUUUCGCGCAAUCCCACCCAGCCUUGUAUGAGGAAUUGGCGCAGGCCUGGGCCAAAAUUGGGUAUGACCCGGCUCGCCGGAGUGUCACCAGAGUUUAAAGCGAUCAACGACGGCGCGACUUGGAAGGGAUGGGGGGCCGAAGAUUGCUUGCGCAGGCAGUAAACGAGGUCAUACAGGGUACAAAAGAAGGAAUGUGCAUGUCCGAGAUAUAUAGAAUGAGACCAUGGAGAAGCAGGGGGGUCGGAAAGGUCCUGCGGGAGCCGGGGGGAGGGAGGACAAGGAUUAUGGCGGCUGUGAAAAUUUGGUCCAUGAUUACGCGGUGCUCAAGAGAUUUACGUCGAUUAUGCAGGCAUCUCAAUAAAGCUGUGACAUUCCGUUGGCCACUUGCAGGCAAGCAGCCGCCUUAGACUAGCCGGCUAAGUGCUCGCGGCGAAGCUUCGUAGGUAUAUAACAUCCUUCUAUGCGCGGCCCUACCAUAAGAAAAACAACUUUAAAUGCAAUCUGCGAU